AUGGGCCGCAUCGGAUUCCCUCGCAUCGGGCCCUUCACCAUCGACGACCGAGGAUUCGUCCGUUUGACAAAUCGACCUCUCACCCUGGAGAUAAAGAACCUCGAGAACAAUGAGAUUCCCCUAGAAAUCAAAUCCCGAGAGACGGGACAUAAAAUACCGGAGACUCGAGAUCUGCUCAAUGCCGCACAGAUCGAGGCGGACGUGCGCUUCGAGGCCUGUAAGGAUGUCAUCGGCGCCGGGCCUGAGAGGUGGGUGCCACGGGAUCAAUAUCAUGAGGCUAAGCAACGGGAAGAACAAUUGAAGCAGAAUGCGCUUAAUACAGCUCAAUCGGAUGAGGAAAGAGGGCAAUUACUCGAACAUCAGUCUUUCGAGGAUGUCAACGAGGAAGAGUCUCGUAAUGAGCGAGCACGAUGGAUGAAAGUGAUUGGAAUUCGUUAUCUUUAUCUCCUUUCUUGUCUGCCACGAUCCAGGAUUGCAUAUCCGUGCCUCGAUAUCAGGGGGAAAGGCUCGAUCCAAAAGAGCUAUUAG
This is a messenger RNA of Fonsecaea monophora, 528 nucleotides long. RefSeq lists its product as hypothetical. Bases 1 to 528 code for a protein of 175 amino acids. The record is from RefSeq and is a predicted model, not a curated record. NCBI's taxonomy places the organism in Eukaryota, Fungi, Ascomycota, Eurotiomycetes, Chaetothyriales, Herpotrichiellaceae. The transcript is spliced from 2 exons.